GCUGCCAGUGCAAGAAUGAAGAUCUCUGUGAGUUUUACGCUGUUGCUGCUGCUCGGCUCCGUCUCCCCAAGUGAAAAUGUUGAAAGCCAGCAGCCUUUUCCUCAAGACAUCUACGCUGCGCUGAGAAAGAUGACCGCUUCGUUGGUUCAACUGAAGGCAGACAUGAUGCUGUUGCAAAGAGAGAUUACAGAUAUUACAUUACAUCUGAAGGCUGAAGUGAACAAGCAGAAGGCUGAAAUCGGCCAGCAGAAGACUGAAGUGGACAAGCAGAAGACUGAAGUGGACAAGCUGAAGCAACAACUGAAUGUCCGACAGGUUGCAUUCUCAGCCUCUCUGCUGGCUGGAGGUAAAGGUAACAAAUAUAUUGGACCCUUUCGGACGGACACUACCCUGAUCUACAAACACGUCCAGACCAACAUCGGAAAUGCCUACAACUCAAACACACGUGUGUUCACUGCCCCGGUGAGAGGAGUGUACCACUUUGAGUGGUUUAUCACUGGUAACAACGGCGCCCACGCUGCAGGUGCUAUGUUGGUCAAGAACUCAGAGAAUGUUUUCAUGGCAUGGGAGAAACUGAACUAUGGGAAUGCUUCUAAUGGUGUCACGCUGUUACUGGAGGUGGGAGACAUUGUGUUUGUGCGUCUGAGCGCUGACAAUGUGGUGCGUGACAAAGAGAGUAAGCACACCACCUUCAGUGGACAUCUGCUGUUCCCCAUGUAAGACAGAAACAGCAGCUCUGUGAUAGUCACACAGGUUUUUGUUGUCUUAAACAACUCUUCAUAGCACUUCAUAUAUUCAAACUGAUUUCAUCUGCAUCCAAAUAAUGAUAAGUAAUAAUUGUAGACAGGAAUCUUUUUUCCUUCAAAUAUAAACUGAUUAAUGUUUCUGAUUCUCUCUUGUUUCUGUCAUUUUAAUCAAAUAAACAUAUAUCAUUGCAAUUA
Molecule: messenger RNA, 941 nt
Organism: Perca fluviatilis (European perch)
Lineage: Eukaryota; Metazoa; Chordata; Actinopteri; Perciformes; Percidae
Product: complement C1q-like protein 4
Exons: 4
Coding region: 16-720 (234 amino acids)
Molecular function (GO): protein binding
Source: RefSeq, a predicted model, not a curated record